GCCGCGCAGGGCUGGCACGGCAGGGGAAGAUGGCGGCGGCGGGCGGGGGCGGCGCCGCGGUGUCGGUGCUGGCGCCCAGCGGGCGGCGGGUCACGGUGCGGGUGGGGCCCGGCACGGUCCUGCUCCAGGUCCUCGAGGAGGUCUGCAGGAAGCAGGGUGGCAGCCCUGGCGAGUACGGCCUGAAGUUUCAGAGGAAUGUGUUGGACCUGUCUUUGCAGUGGAGAUUUGCUAGGCUGCCCAACAAUGCCAAACUGGAGAUGGUGCCAGUCUCCAGCAGAGCAGGAGCUGGAACCACGGUUCGGAUAGCAUUACAACUAGAUGAUGGCUCCCGCUUGCAAGACACCUUCCUCUGUCAACAGACCUUGUGGGAACUUCUCAACCAUUUUGCAAAGAUCAGGGAGCUGAUGGAACAGGAUGGUGAAUUGUCUCCAGUCUGUAUUUACAUGCGGGAUGAGAUAUCAGGAAAAGAGGCCCUGGAGAGGACAACACUGAAAUCACUUGGCCUGAUUGGAGGCAAUGCCAUUAUCAGAGUUGUCAUGAAGAAAUGCCGUUCAUCUGGUGGGGAGGGUGCCACGGUGCCUUGUAAUGAGCCAACAGUGAGGCAAGGCUCCAUGGAAGAAGCAAUGGAUGUGCCACUACCUCAAGAAAACACAUUUCCAAAGGACUUGGAGCACAGGGAUGUGGCUGUAUCUUUAAACAGCUGCACACACAAGCAAGACUCGAUUAAAGAUUCUCAUGCUAGCUUGGAGGAGCUGCAGCAUUUCCCAGAGCCUGAGCCUGACCCGCUUGGCCCUUUUUUUGGAGAGGGAGAGCAUCUGGGGGACUCUCCUGUAGCUGUACCAUCUUCAAACCUGCCAACAACUUUUUCGAGCCCUGGCGGUCCUUCUAAGCCAAAGAAGUCUAAGAACAGCCAAGAACUGCGAAAGGAGCAAGAACAGCUUGUAGAACGUGAGCCCCUUAUAUGUCACCUAGACCUACUGGAACAACUUUCUGAUGGCCCAGAAGAGCUUCCUGAUGAAUUUUUUGAAGUCACAGUGGAUGAUGUACGGAAACGUUUGGCACAGCUGCAGAAUGAGAGGAAACGCCUGGAAGACGCUCCACUGAUGACAAAGUCCUUGAGGGAGUCUCAGCAGAAGGAGAAGUUGGAGCGUUACCCCAAGGUGGUGGUGAGAGUUCAUUUUCCAGACCGUCACGUUCUGCAAGGCUGCUUCCAUCCCACUGAGACUGUUGGCAUUUUGAGAGACUUUGUAAGAAGCCACCUUGCCAAUGCAGAGUUGCCAUUUUACUUAUUUGUUGCACCUCCCAGAAUCAUCUUGAGCGAUGAAAGCCUGACGCUGUUUGAGGCUAACCUUUUCCCAACUGCUGUGAUUCAUUUUGGAUCCAAGGAGCGCAGGGCUUGUUACCUGAAAUCAGACCUGCUGUGCUCUGCAGUUUCUCCUUCUUCAGCUGAUUUAUUGGUAGCCAGAUCAUUAGUUCCUUCUGCUUCAUCAACUUUAGCAUCAGUGGUUCCAUCCCUAUCUGCACCAGAAGUGGGAAGUGACAAAGAGACCAUUGAGCAGCCAGAAGCAGCCAGCACUCAGGGAGCUCCACAAGUGCUUAGAAAAGCCCCUGGGAAAAUACCCAAAUGGCUGAAGCUUCCAGGUGGGAAGAGAUGAAGCAUCCUGGGCUGCUGGAUCACUGAGUUGUCAGCUGUGCCUUCUUCUCCGCGAACUUACUAAGAAUGUGUAAAAGGUGUUGGUGGCCAUGGAGAGAUCUAAUCUGUAUGAACAUUAGUUAUAAAAAGAGAAUGGCUAUUUCAGAUACCAGUUGCAGUUGGUGGAGGAGUGGAGGGCCUGCUUGUGGUCUUUGUGACUACAGAAGCAAGCUUAGAUGUUAAAUUUAAGGUUUCUUGCAUGCAAAUAACAAGAAUAGAGAAUUAAGGGAGACAUGAUUCCUAUAUACUUUCUGCAAAGGACUUUGUUUCUAUCCCUACUUUUAAAUUCAAAUCCUCUCAGUUCCACCUUCAGAGAUCACUUGAGUCUAGCCUCAAUUCUAGUGGCAAGAUAAAAUCUGGUUCAGUUUUACCUAUAAUAGUUAAGUGGUGCCUAGAACAAGACUUCUCGCUGCUUCUUAGUGAUUAGGGUUAGUGCUGCUGAUAAUUCUGGACAUAGAUGGCUGGAAAAUAAAUGAAGAGUAAGCAGUUAAGUUA
Zonotrichia leucophrys gambelii is the source of this 2188-nucleotide messenger RNA. It is a transcript of the gene ASPSCR1, whose product is annotated as ASPSCR1 tether for SLC2A4, UBX domain containing. Gene Ontology annotation, molecular function: protein binding. The record is from RefSeq and is a predicted model, not a curated record. Bases 30 to 1655 code for a protein of 541 amino acids. Gene Ontology annotation, biological process: glucose homeostasis; intracellular protein transport. Gene Ontology annotation, cellular component: cytoplasm; nucleus; vesicle membrane. The transcript has 16 exons. Lineage: Eukaryota; Metazoa; Chordata; Aves; Passeriformes; Passerellidae.